AUGAGUCACGUCGACGUCAACAACUUGAAGCCCAGCAACUUCGAGGAGCAGUACUAUGACCAAUACGAGUACUACAACCUCAGCGACAAGUACACAGAGGGGGCUUCGCGCAAGGGCCGUACCAAGAAGGAGGCCAGCGAAAACACCAACAGGCACAAUCCUGCCGGACAUGAGCGCAAGAUCGCUGAAAAACUCCAAAACAGCGAAAAGAAGAAGCUCAAAGAGUGA
Nerophis lumbriciformis (worm pipefish) is the source of this 228-nucleotide messenger RNA. Lineage: Eukaryota; Metazoa; Chordata; Actinopteri; Syngnathiformes; Syngnathidae. The record is from RefSeq and is a predicted model, not a curated record.